Babesia ovata is the source of this 5541-nucleotide messenger RNA. RefSeq names its product Nucleolar pre-ribosomal-associated 1, putative. The transcript has 2 exons. Gene Ontology annotation, cellular component: nucleolus. Gene Ontology annotation, biological process: maturation of LSU-rRNA from tricistronic rRNA transcript (SSU-rRNA, 5.8S rRNA, LSU-rRNA); maturation of 5.8S rRNA from tricistronic rRNA transcript (SSU-rRNA, 5.8S rRNA, LSU-rRNA). Lineage: Eukaryota; Apicomplexa; Aconoidasida; Piroplasmida; Babesiidae. The record is from RefSeq and is a predicted model, not a curated record. Bases 1 to 5541 code for a protein of 1846 amino acids.
AUGGAAAAUGACUAUUGUGUGACCGGUCUACAGGUAGCCGCGGCCAUCGUUAGAAGGGACUUUCAAGCAGUAUGUCCGUCGUACACCCUGAAGGAUAGUGAUCAGCAUCCCAAAAAAAAAGCCAACACUGGUCAAGCGAAGCACGAGUACGUGCUAUACAGGCCUUUCUGCGGCGAUGUGGAUGCUGUCAACAGGUACCUCGCCGCGUCACCGAGGGCGGUGGAGGUCUUCGACCUUCUCACCAGUGGUCAGCCGGAGGCUCAGAAGCCGGGAUUGGCGCUGCUGUGGUUCAUGCUUAAGCGUUGUGCAUCUGCGGAACUAAAGCAGCAGCUCGCCGACUAUGUUCUCACCCGACUAUGCGAACACAUACCGGCGCUUAUCGCACUAGGGGACUCAGCGCUCCAUUACCUCCUGAGCACGGUGCUUGAAUGCUUGCUCACCGCGCCAGACGAAAGUGUGCGCGUGUUCCUGACCGCUUUCAGUUUCCACAAGUUCUUGGGGAAACACGCAGUACGCAAGGGGGCAUGCAACGCGUUCUCGGUUUCCAGGUUCUACGCGGAACUGGUGGAUGACGGAGUCGUACAAGAUGUCGGACUUCGCGAGUUCCUGCCACAGACCCGUAACGACAGUUGUGACGUCGACGACGUUGUGGAGUUGCGCCAUGCCAACGCCAAGAAGCAGCUGUGCAUACUUCUGAUACUUGGGCUUAAAGGCUUCAACAUCAUACGGAGGUCAACGGUACUGCACCAAAUAUUUGAGCAUAUCAAGCAGGAUGGCCUGCUGGAUUCCAUCUGCACCAUCAGGCUCUUCAUACUGGUCAUGGCGAACGUCAUCAGCACGCAGUGCGCGACACUCUCGCUCACUCUGCGCAACGCGCAGAGGUCGGAACUGCCAGAAAAUGUUAUCGCUGCGGUAGCUGGCGCACUUUCGAAUGCAAUUGCCCAAAUUACUGCAACGCCUAAUGCGGAGCAUGAGUGGAUGGUGCGCCUCAAUGGCACCGUUGCUGCCACGUUCUCGGAAUUCGUCACUAACGUCAGGGAUAUAUGCGAUGCCGCAACACUGGCCAAAGUGCUGCUAAAGUUUGAUGCGACACAGCUGACGAUCGUGGAGAUUCUGCUCCCAUUAUUAAAGGCGAACGCACAGCUGGGGCGGCACUAUAUGCCAGCCCUGCGAUGCAAGUUCAACGGGGCACUGGAGCACAUCUCACUGGUAAAGUUCACUACCCAGUGGUUUACGCACAUACAAGGACUCCAAAUAAAGCAGGAGGAGGCGCUAGAAUACCUGCCCUCGUUCCUAAAUCAAUCGUUCUUCAACUCCGGACUACUAUCGAAUAACCGCUGGGCACGUUUGGGCACGCUGCGCAUGCUGGUGGCGCUCAUGAGGUUCGUCACCAGCUCAGCAGGAAAUGAAUCUUGCUCCGAUAUACAUCCAGCUGUUCGUGAACACAUAUGCAACACCAUACCAGACUUCAAGACGCUGCUCAACGUUAAACCCACGCCGAAAGAGCAUACUGGCACAGAUGGAUCGAACAUAUCACUUAACAUCAAAAAUGAAACGAGGAUUAUGGUGUCAAACGAAUUGAGAUCAGUUGUAACUGAAGAGUCCGGUGAUGUCAUCUUGGCGAUCGACGACGAUGAUGAUAUCACGGAAUGGCUGAAAUGCCUGCAUCUGUAUGGUGUUUUCGUGGGGAUACGCGAAGGUAGGAGUUUGUACGAUCCGUGUAAGCUUUUAAAAGAGAAGGCGAUAAUAGACAAUGCUAAUGAGCUGGUAGCUGGCAUCAAUAGCACGGAUGACGAACACGUAUGCACCAAAAAGCUGCGGUCGGCGCUUCAACUUGAUAUGGCGCUGGUAGACUGUCUCUUUAGCAUAGGCGUGGGUGAGAUCCACAAGGGUGUGGCGCUUAACAAGGUGCAAAGCGUCUGCUUUAAUUUCAUUCUACGACGCUACACGGAACUCAAAGCAGCCCUGGGACGGCGGUCGUGGGACGAACCGCUUAUGCAAAGCUACAAGGAUAAAUGCGAAAAAUACGUCAAACAAGUAUUACAAGGCAGCGGUGUGUUCCCCAGCGAUCCAUCUCCCUGGAUGUGUGCCAUUCAUAGUCAGGAAGAUUAUCAUAUUUUCACAAAGCUAUUCAACCACUGUAUGCAGAUGCCAUUAGAUACGCUUCUGGGAUCACUGACUCAAAAAGAAGCUGAGAGCCCUCCGAUAAAGUAUACCUGCGUCAACUGCAUUACAAGUGCGGAAUUUGACGGUCCACUCAUUCUACGCCUAUCACUCGAGUAUUUGUUGCACCUAUGCAUCGAUUCGAGGGAAUCCCUGCAGUGCGAAUCUUGUGGAAACAGGCGUGUCAACAUGGUGUCGGCGUUGCGGAACUCUGGGGAAGAGGGCAAUAUAGACCCAUUACAAUACGCCAAGUACAUACUACGGGGUUGUCGUAAUCCCUCUUCAGGGACGUUGAAGGGGCACGCAAAACGUGUCAUUCAGGCAUUCCUGGCGAAGCAUGACAUAGCAAAAGAAGUUUACGAUACUGUGAAGCCGCAAAAGGUGGAAACGAUUGCCGAUUCGGCGUCAACGAACGCGUUAAAUGCAGAAGCUCCGUGCAAAGAUACACAAGUAUUGGUGCAGGACGCGUAUCUGAAGGCGUGUCUUGCUGUGAUAGAUGCCAUCGAUGGCCUUUGUCCUGACACGGUGUUCACGCAACAGUGUGGGCGCAUAAUAAUCGACAUCAUAUCGACUGGGCAGUCAAAAUUAAAGGCACUCAGCGUUAUCAAGCAAAAGUGGUGCAAGGACAGGUAUGCCCAUUUCGUUAACAAGUGCUUAGACAUGGACCCGUUAAAUUUGUAUACCCACCUGUUUUCAAUCCUUGUUACCUUGUUAGGUGAUGAUAAUCGUCUAGAGAUAGCACAGUCCACGUUUGAAGGUCUAGAAUUCAACGACGAUAUACGGUGGACGCAACUGUUGUACCUGAAAUGCCGGUUUGCAUCGAAAACGGAACAUAUCAUGUCCUCUGUCGAUGUUAAGGAACGUUUCAUGAUGAUCUUGCGUCGGUUAUGCUCGGGACAUCAUGAAGAUGCCAAUCACAAAACGGCGGCAGCCUUGAGUGUCUCAAAGCUUUCCAUGGUUGUCCCACCAUCUCUCCUGGAGGGCCAGGCAGCGGAGCUUCUUAAGCAGGUAACGGAGCAGCUAAUUAUGCCUGAAAAGAGUUGCAUCUGUGGAGAUAUGUUGCAGUGUGAAUUUGCGUUCAUAAAACACAUGAUGGACCUAGCGUGUCGCUUGGCAGAAACUCUGCCUACAUCUGAGGCAGGAACGGCGGUUGCUUUGUUGCAGUCAGAACCUAUGUUAAAACUGACGGACAAGGUAUGUGAACUAAACAGGCCCAACUAUUAUAUUGGCGACACCAUUGAGUCAAAUCUCUUAACGUCACAUGCAAAAUUGUUACGGUCGUUGCUACGAUUCAGGGGACGCGGUUCUACAUCAAACAUCACCUUCGAUAAAGUUGCAGCGUGCAGAAUGCUGGAAGCGGUGAAAGGAUGCUAUAGAUGCUCAUAUUACGGAAGUGAUCUUGCGUUGAAGGAUGUUAUCAUGACUAUGGUGAGUAUCGUCAGCCGUAUCAUGGGCGACGAGAAGUCGAUGUCCAUCAGGUUACCGCCAUUUCAAGAUUUUGCGUGCGUCACUGGACUCUCCUCUACGAAUGGCGGGAGCACGUCAGAAACAAAUGUUAGGGAAUCAGGCACCACCUCCGGCAACCUGGGCACCCUUAGCCAUGGUGUCUCUCGUGGUUGGCUAACCAUGAUUUCAGGUUUUGAAUGUGUGUCAAAUGCGUCUAAUUGGUUGUGUCUCAACACCAAGCGGGUAUCAAUGACUCUGCUGCGCUUUCCAUAUAAACGCGAGUCCGAUGCAACAGAUUUGAAGUCAACAUUUCGCAAUCUGGCCAUUCUCUUCCCCCCCGCAUCACGUAAGGCUAACAAUCGCAGCGAUGAGGUUUUUGGUGCUAUUACACUGCUCAACAGGAUUUUAGGGAGCCAUAGCAUGUAUAUGCAGCAACUAAUUGUGGGCGACCCGUACAUCUACGAUGUGGAAUACUUGAUUCCAUUCUUAACAGGGCGCCUUUGUGGGAUGUUGAGCGACCAGCUCUAUCAAUAUAAACUUGAAUUUGAGGACAUCUUCAGAGACAUGGUGAUUCGUGGCGUUAACCCCGAUUAUAAUCACGCUCCCAAUCGAUUCGCGAAAUGGUUUUCACUAUCAGAAACAAGCGAUGCUGCAGAAAGAAUAUACGCGCAAAUCCAGCAGAUGCAAUUUAGUGUUGCAUUGGGAGAAGCCUUUAGCCCCGUGCUUAUGGAGCAGGUGGUGCGAAACGGGGUGCUGGAACUUUGUAUCCUUGGACUUGUAUCGCAGACCAUGCGCAAAGAAGCACUGAAAGCUUUGGGUAUGGUUACCAAAAUGCUUCAAAACAUGUUAGAUGCGGCCAUUGUACGCAGUGCUAUUCCCGGUAGCAGCGGACCUUUCAAGAUUCGUCGUGUCGGACUGUUUGGUGUAUAUCAGCUGCACUCGUUGAUAUGUUUUCUUCAGCGAUGCCAGCUAUAUGCUAAAUCGGGCAAUGAUGCUUUAUACGUAUUGCUAGCGUCACAAGUGGUGCGCCGAGUGACAAAACCGGAAGAUCCGCUAUAUCAGCUAGCGAACAAAUACCUCCUGCUGCGAUUUGAGAUCAAAAUGGAUGAUGUUCCGCUAUUCUUCGAAUGCUUCACUGUACAUACUGCCAAUGACAGGCCACAUUGUCUCUCAUUUAUCCUUCAGCUGCUUCUGAGCUCAGGGCACCUCCUUAACGACUACGGCUUCUUGUUCCGUCGACGAGUGCUUCAGCAGCUUAUGUCGUUCUCCCUGGUAGAAACAACCACUUGUGAGCAGAGGGUGCAGAUCUACGCUUUCAUGCGGCAGUGCAUAAAGAAGAAUCUCGGAACGGUCGAUGAACUUCAUUCUAUCGGCCUAGCAACAUGGGUUGCGACGGCAUCACAGCUAAUAUGCGAUCCUGCUUUCAGGGAUGAAAAGGAUCUUGUAUAUAGCACAUUAAUGGUCUGUCAGCUAACAUUGAUGGCGAGAGACCUCGCAUUGGCUACCUCCAGACAACAUCGUGAAGCAACCGAUGGCAAUAGUGAAAUAUCAACGGUUAAGCCUCCUCUCAAGUCUCAAAUGGCGUGUGACACUGGGUGUGAUACUAAAGCUGUUCACGAACGUCAAAUAGGAAACACUAUUGAAUCAAACAUUAGGGAUGUUGUUGCCACUUUUGAAGCACUGCAGCGAGUUGCUGAGACGUGGUAUAAAAUUUUAACGCAUAUUCCGGACGACGAAAUCACGUAUAUAACAUCUGAUGGAUAUCAUAUGUAUGUGAUCGUUUUGGAAGAAGGGUUACGGAAUUUGAGUCAGACAUUUUUGCCGCCGUCUGCCGGUGCAGGAGGCACAACAGUCAGCAUGGUGUUGACGGCCGCGAAUACUACCAAACUCGCAAUCGACCGCAUCAACAGUGCUAUUCCAGAUUCACUGUGA